This is a messenger RNA of Acanthoscelides obtectus, 982 nucleotides long. The record is from the annotation of a GenBank genome assembly. NCBI's taxonomy places the organism in Eukaryota, Metazoa, Arthropoda, Insecta, Coleoptera, Chrysomelidae.
CAAGGCUUCAACCAAAUGUUCGAAAUUCUAUCACAUUAUUAUUAUAACACAACCCCCAUGCUUGAACUGUAUUAAAUGAUGCCGAAUAUCAGCUAACGAGUCUCUAGUUCUCAUUUUUUGAUAAGUCUUCAUCGCCCAUAUAAACUGACACUGUCAUCGUGAAGUAUUGACGGUUCCCUCUACAUUCAGUUGAACACCACCAAGCCCGCGUUUCCUUACCAAAUGACUCAAAAUUCCAGGAUCAGUUCCCGCCAUGGUUUCCGACCCAGUCGAAUUGCCGUUUAUCCCCGAGUACGGUACGGAGUACCCGUACGACAAAAACUUUAGAGUUACUUGGUUCGAGGCAAACUUCUCGCAGGCCCACUACAAGGUCCACAAUGCUAGCAGGGGGAGCAAUGCUUGUACUCUCAUCGCUGUACUUAUGGCUGCCAAGUGUAACAAGUCUAAAUUGAUGGUAAAUGAUCCAGGAGAGAGUCUGAAUAUGAGACUGAUCCUGUUGUUGGCAGAAAGUAUGCUUGAGGGCAACAAAAUUCACGAUUAUUUGAAGAUGAAACAGUUGAUCAAACAUAUCAAUCUGAAUGUUCCUGAAGCUAUCAAGUAUGCCGGUCCUAUAGCCAAAACUAUGGUGGAAUGGAAAAGCGAAAUUUAUACGGAUCUGUUGUCAAAAUCAUUGUAUAAAAAUAUAAUGGAAAACUGGAGAGUAUGGCGGGGGCGCCUUUACGGAUAUGACUUGUAUGUUAUCUUAGUAGCCGAUUCUCGAACAGUUGUUUUCAUCAUCCAGUCAAAAAGUGACACGGUAACACUGGUAGACUCUCACGCGCACGGCCCUGAUAAAGGUGCGUUCAUAGCCGUUGCGAAGUUAAGAAAACUUAAGCACCUCUGCAAAUGGUACAGCGACGUUAUGUACACGCACUACCACUCUGAACCUCAACGGUAUGAACUGUCAUUUUUAUUCUUCAAUAAAUAAUGUCUUAUUAUUGUA